Molecule: messenger RNA, 353 nt
Organism: Papilio machaon (common yellow swallowtail)
Lineage: Eukaryota; Metazoa; Arthropoda; Insecta; Lepidoptera; Papilionidae
Gene: RpS28b
Product: 40S ribosomal protein S28
Exons: 2
Coding region: 97-294 (65 amino acids)
Biological process (GO): ribosomal small subunit assembly; translation; maturation of SSU-rRNA
Cellular component (GO): cytosolic small ribosomal subunit; ribosome
Molecular function (GO): structural constituent of ribosome
Source: RefSeq, a predicted model, not a curated record
CUUUCGGUAUCUGUGGCAAAAUUUUCAUUCCUUUUUCUCGUACACGCUAUUUGCGCUGCACGUGUAUUUGCUUUAGCAUUUUAAAACUAAUACAAAAUGGAUAAACCCAACGUUCUCGCUCGCGUAGUCAAGGUUUUGGGCCGUACCGGCUCCCAAGGGCAGUGUACCCAAGUGAAGGUCGAGUUCAUUGGAGAGACCAGCCGCCAAAUCAUCAGGAACGUGAAGGGACCAGUUCGUGAUGGUGACAUCCUUACGCUUCUGGAAUCUGAGCGUGAAGCCAGAAGAUUGAGAUAAAUGGUUGGAUAUAAUUCAUAGGUUAAGGCUCUUAAUAUCUUUGUAACAAUGUAAUAUUA